AUGGAAGACUCUCCUAAGGCGAUGGAGGCAGGUCUUAAGCCUGACUCCAAUUAUGAUGACCUCAAGGCUACCCAAGAGGAGAUUAUCGUAUCUCACAACAUCGAAACCCAACGAGGCUUGAGCUCUCGGCACAUUCAAUUCCUCGCACUUGGUGGUUGCAUCGGUACGGGGUUAUUUGUUGGUAGUGGAGCGGCUCUAUCGACCGUUGGUCCUGCACCUCUUCUUAUGGGCUACAUUGCCAUGUCAAGUGUGGUUUAUUUAAUCAUGAACAUACUGGGUGAAAUGACCACAUACCUCCCCGUCCGAGGCGUCUCCGUCCCAUAUUUCAUCAGCCGCUUCACAGAGCCGAGCCUUGGAUUUGCUGUGGGUAUGUUGAGUUUAUUGAUGUGCAUCAUGAUGAAACCGUUGCUGACCAUUUUUUUUUUUACAGGGUAUAACUACUGGUACUCUUUCUCGAUGCUGCUUGCGUCUGAAGUAACUGCAGCCGGUCUCGUGAUUGAGUAUUGGCCCUCUUCGGUCAGUGUGGGAGUGUGGAUUGCCAUCAUUCUAAUUGUCAUCCUAUUCCUCAAUAUAGUUGCGGUGUCAUGGUACGGAGAAGCAGAGUUCUGGUUCGCAUCUCUCAAAAUCAUCGCGAUCAUCGGUCUGAUCAUUCUUGGUAUUGUGCUGUUCUUCGGAGGAGGUCCCAAUCACGAUCGUCUUGGUUUCAGAUACUGGCAGCAGCCAGGCGCAUUCGUGGAGCCGUAUUUGGUGCCGAAUGUCAACACGGGUCGCUUCCUGGCAUUCUGGACAGCCCUAAUCAAGUCCGGGUUUUCUUUUAUUUUCUCGCCCGAGUUGAUCACCACUGCCGCCGGUGAGGCUGUUUCUCCGCGUCGGAACAUCCCCAAGGCUACAAAUCGUUUCAUCUACCGUCUUUUCGCAUUCUACGUUCUUGGAAGCUUGGUCAUUGGGGUGACGGUCGCUUACAAUGACAAGGGUCUGCUCCGCGGUGUUGCCAGCGGCGGUUCUGGCGCUGGUGCUAGUCCGUUCGUCAUCGGAAUUCAAAAUGCUGGCAUCGCCGGACUAAACCAUGUUAUCAAUGCUGCCAUCUUGAUAUCUGCUUUCUCGUCCGGUAACUCUUGGGUCUACGCUGGCUCGCGUACGCUCUACUCCAUGGCAUGUGAGGGUCAAGCACCGAAGUUCUUCGCCCGCUGUAACAAGAACGGGGUCCCCUACAAUGCAGUGUUGAUUACCUGGGCAAUUGGCCUUCUUUCGUUUUUGAACCUGUCUGCAUCUGGCUCGACUGUGUUUUACUGGUUCACCAACAUCACUACGAUUGGAGGUUUUAUUUCCUGGGUUAUCGUUGGAGUUGCGUACUUGCGCUUCCGCGGUGCUUUGAAAUUCCACGGGCUCCUGGAAUCCAGGCCCUUCAAGACUCCUUCCCAACCUUACGGCACAUACUACGCCAUGGGCUUCAUAUCACUCCUUGCCAUUACUAACGGCUACACCAUCUUCUUCCCCGGUUCAUUCAUAGCCUCGGGCUUCCUCGUCUCGUACAUUGUCUUUGUCAUCUUCUUCGUCCUUUACCUGGGACACAAGCUCUAUUACAAGACACCCUGGAUGAUCAAGGUAUCAGAUAUUGAUAUCUUCAGUGGGAAAGGAGAGAUUGACCGGCUUGAAGAGGAGGAUAUGGAGCCAAAGCCAAGAAAUUGGCUAGAGCGUGUCUGGUGGUGGGUUGCCUAG
Penicillium olsonii is the source of this 1719-nucleotide messenger RNA. NCBI's taxonomy places the organism in Eukaryota, Fungi, Ascomycota, Eurotiomycetes, Eurotiales, Aspergillaceae. The record is from the annotation of a GenBank genome assembly.